Messenger RNA from Notolabrus celidotus (New Zealand spotty), 1405 nucleotides. Its product is annotated as glutamate receptor ionotropic, delta-1-like. NCBI's taxonomy places the organism in Eukaryota, Metazoa, Chordata, Actinopteri, Labriformes, Labridae. The record is from RefSeq and is a predicted model, not a curated record. The transcript has 2 exons. The coding region runs from base 608 to 1183 and encodes 191 amino acids.
CUUGGUCUGUCUUUGUUGGGUUCUAAACUCAUCAGUGACAAAGACCAGCUCCUGAAGUGGGCUAACUUACAAAACAACAUGACCUGAUACAGGAUACCAUCAUAGAGAAGCUUCCAAGAGUCCGGAGACCACCCGACUCGUCUCAGCCUUCAGUGUAGCAUUCAAUCAGCCGUCAUAGACCGACCUCAUGUCUGUGUUCUACCUCUGGACAACACUCACCUCAGCUCAGCAGGGGACUCACCUCUACACACACACACACACACACCUCCACACACACACACACACACACACCAUCAGAGAGCUCAAACAGAGGCCCAGCUUUAACGUGGAUCCAUAAACUAAAGUGUGAGCAGAGCGUCUGCAGUGGGUGUGUCGCCCCUUUAUCAAUAAGAUAUGUCUCCCACAUCCCCGUCCAUAACUCCUGGUUCUGUCACUGUGUCACGUCUUAUUGCAAAUUAUAUGUCAAUGUGGACACCCGUGUUAUCUAUCUCCCUUCUUCUCUCCAUCUAUCCCCUUCUCAUUUUUGAUUUACACUUGACUGUCUAUGAUCUCGUGCAGGUUACUAAGGAUUACAGACUGGCAAGGGUUUCUGGUCCAUUGACAUAUAAUGACAUUACAACUGCUUCAUCGGAGGGGAGGAGGGACAUUUGGACAGACAGAGAGAGAGGCUGGGAUGAAGCAGAAGCUAUUGAUACAGGACAAGGAGGUGAACCUGGAACAGGUGCAUCGUCGUAUGAACAGUCUUUUGGACGAGGACUUGGCCCACAAGCAGAUCCCCGGCCCCUCUAUCGAGAUCUCUGCGCUGGACAUCGGCAGAGUGCAGCCCAGCCAAGCCUCUCUGGUGGGGGGGGCGGAGUCCGUGCGGGACUACCCGGGCCUCGGUGUGACCACCUUCCUCCCAGGGGAGGGGGCACCACCUCCCCCGCUUCCCCAUCCUCACCAUGGGGGGACCCUAGGCAGGACGCUACCUCUGUCCCAGGGCCCUGGCAGCAACACGUUGCCCCUGCACCACCCUCUCAGCAGCACCAGCCACAGCGGCACCAUGCAGUGCAAACACAGGGCGCCCAACGGGGGGCUCUUCCGGCAGAGCCCUGGCAAGACACCCAUGCCAAUGUCCUACCAGGCAGUCUCCGCAGGACCCAUACCCGAAGCCAUUGAUGCCACCCACAGUACAUCCAUAUAGGUCUCCUAUAGGAUGGGCUCAAACUGCAUCAAUGACGAGUCGCUCUCUGGACUUUGGUCCAGUUUUCACGGCGACCCUGGUAACGGAUCUCUAAAAGGAAAAUUAUUACAGCGGAUGAAACAUACGUGUACAAAGAAAAAAAAAGAUUUUUUAUUUCACUACCUGUUCAGAAAGCAGAUGUUACAUAAAACUAAAUGUUAAAAACAACAACAAAAAAAAAAA